Molecule: messenger RNA, 858 nt
Organism: Aureobasidium namibiae CBS 147.97
Lineage: Eukaryota; Fungi; Ascomycota; Dothideomycetes; Dothideales; Saccotheciaceae
Exons: 1
Coding region: 1-858 (285 amino acids)
Cellular component (GO): nucleus; cytoplasm
Molecular function (GO): RNA polymerase II CTD heptapeptide repeat phosphatase activity; RNA polymerase core enzyme binding
Source: RefSeq, a predicted model, not a curated record
AUGUCAACACCACAGCCUCAACCAAAGUCAAUCCUCAAAAAGACCUCUUCACACACCACCACACUCGAUGCAGACUCCUCAGACACCCUCACCACCAACCUCAAAAUAAAACCAAAAUCAGAUGCCGAGCGCAAACGCCUAGACACCGCCAUCCAACACGCCCAUCUCAUUCAAGAGCAAAAAGCCAUCAUCCUCAAAACCCUAAACUCCAUCGAAGAACUCUCAGACUAUCCCUCUGACUCUACUGCCUCUGCCUCCGAAACUUCUGCUUUCCUAUCAGCAAUGGUAGAUUUCCAGCCAUCAGAUUACGAUGCGCUGAUUGAAGAGAGACAUGUAAAUGGUAGGUGUGGAUACACUCUAUGUGCCAACGCUCCUAGAAAGCAGGGACCCAAGGCCCCGUGGUUGAAGAAUAAAGUCGAGAAUUGGUGUUCGGAUGAUUGUGCGAAGAAAGCUUUGUAUCUCAAGGCUCAGCUGUCAGAAACGCCGGCCUGGGAGCGCAGAGCUGGUGAUCGUACUCCCUUGGUGUUGUAUGCAGGAGCUGGAGCAGUGAAAACGACAUCUUCGACACCAUUGCCAUUGCGACAGAAGCCAUCAUCAACAGCCAACAACGACCGCGAUUUGGCUUACGAAAGAGGCGAAGUCGAUAGGGUGGCUGAUGCAAAGAUGGAUAAAGUCAUCAGGGCAGAAGUGCGAGAAAACUCCGUCAUUUCUUCUGUCAUGCCGCCAACAACGACGAGGUUCGCGGACAGUGAUGUGCAUGAUUUGAUAGAGGGGUACCAGCCACGCGGCGUGCAACAAGGAAACCGCAUCACUAUCAAGUCCGCAGGCGGUGAUAGCGAUGAUGAGGAUGAAGCAUGA